UUCUGUAUGUCUAAUUGGAAUGACCUCUCAAGGGAGAGGCUUAUUCAAGAAUACAAGAAAUAUCCGUGUUUAUGGUCCAGCAGAGAUGAGGACAUCAAAAAUGUCGAGAAAAGAAGAGAAUGUUUAAAUUUAAUAACAACAGAAUUAAAUAAAUACGAAGAAAGGCCGUUCUCGCAAGAUGAAAUCCGUACCCAAUUCAAAAACCUUCGCGACAUGUAUCGACGGAAAAGGAAAAGGCUCCAGUCUCAGCAAGAAAUUAAUCCUGGAGUUGUUUUGGACGAACCCGGAUGGAUUUACUUUAAUAGGCUAAAGUUUCUGGAUGAUGCGACAACGACGAGUAAUGCUGAUUUUGGACUGUACGUUCCUUUUUUUAACAAGGGGACAAGCCCAAACGAAUCUCCUUCCCCCGCUCCAUCUUUACCUCCUCCCAAAAAGAAAGGAAAAAUUGUUGACGACUCGUCUUUACCUACACCUUUAGAAACUGAUCCACAACCACCAGAAAAUAGUAAAUCUAUUCUUGUUCCCGUAAAAAUUGAAAGAGCAACCACAACAGAUAAAGAACAAUUAAUUCUUUCUUAUUCAAAAGACGAGCAACAAAUUAAAUUAAAUUCUCAACAUAAUGUUGAGGAAUGCAAUAACUCCAAGACUUCAUCAUCUUCUUUACUAGAAUCCUUACAAAAACACCAACAACAACAACAACAACCAGAGAACACUAAUAAUAGUGAUGCGCUGAAUAAAGUCUACUCGACAGUUCAACAAACUCCUCUGGAUAAUCUCGCAGACGCCGCCAUAGCUUCCUUCAAUCACACUUCAACUUCAAAAAACAACAAUGAAUUACUAAUUGAACAACAACCAAGGCAUAUUUCUUAUAUUCCUUGUGAAGACAGCAACACCAACAACGACGAAUUUACUUGCUUUGGCCGAUUCAUCGCCGUUACUUUAAGAAAGAUAGCUGCACAUUCAGCUUUGGAUGCUUUAGAAGCUCGAAAAGCGAUUGGGGAUGUUCUCUAUGGAGCAGAAUUGCGUUCUUUACAAAAACAAUGA
Meloidogyne enterolobii is the source of this 1044-nucleotide messenger RNA. The record is from the annotation of a GenBank genome assembly. Lineage: Eukaryota; Metazoa; Nematoda; Chromadorea; Rhabditida; Meloidogynidae.